This is a messenger RNA of Saccostrea echinata, 2544 nucleotides long. Its product is annotated as delta-like protein C. Gene Ontology annotation, biological process: cell communication. The record is from RefSeq and is a predicted model, not a curated record. The transcript has 11 exons. Gene Ontology annotation, cellular component: membrane. The coding region runs from base 143 to 1978 and encodes 611 amino acids. Gene Ontology annotation, molecular function: calcium ion binding. NCBI's taxonomy places the organism in Eukaryota, Metazoa, Mollusca, Bivalvia, Ostreida, Ostreidae.
CUGUCACUGGUCUCCGUACACACUCUGUUUCACUAACACACACAUUAUUAACAUUAUUUUCUUUUGGAUUUUAUUCUAAAUCAGCGAUGGAGUAGGCUGCUUACAUUUGACCAAUUAAGUAGUUUUUGCCUCUCCGUCAAAAAUGGAUUUUGUGUUUUUAGGAUUAGUUUUCUGUGCACUUUUGCCGACUGUUUUGAGCAAAGCGAUUCUGGAGGUUCGGUUCGCCCGUUACAUCAACCACGCAGGGACAGGGGAGAACGGGCACUGUUGUGACGGGAGGGGCUUCUUCUGCUUCAGUAAAUGUGAUCAUCGCUUUGUCAUCUGUUUAGACGAGGCAGAUAACAACAGAAAUGUGAACCGUUGUCAGAUAGGAAGGAAGUCGUCUGGAUCCAUUGAUAAUGCUAACGUCAAUAUAUUCGCCGACUCAUUUGGUGGUGUGAGAAAUCCAAUGAUUUUCUAUCUAGAUAUUUGGAAGGAGAAGGCGCAACUUAAGGUCGAUGUUUUUGAUGUAGAUGAUAAUUCAGAUGAUAAAGUGGACUUCCUGUACGGGAACUUUACAUUGUCAGCAGCAAAAAAUAAAAAGCUGUCACGUGAGCAGAGCUUCCGGUUAGCAACACCUAGAACAUUACUGGAUUAUAAAGUGAGCGUUUAUUGUGAGGAGAACUAUUAUGGACCCGGAUGUGACGUAAUGUGCGAGGAACGUAAUGAUGCAAAAGGGCACUACACAUGUGAUACAAAAACAGGGGCGAAAGUGUGUAUGGAUGGUUGGGAGGGGGAGAACUGUGAUAGAAGGCCAGAAGAGAUGUGCGGAACGCAACGGUGUGGUCACAACCAGAUCUGUAAUAAUGCCACCCUAGAAUUUACCUGCGAGUGCAUUAAAGGUUUUACAGGAGACAACUGCACAGAUCCAGCGUUAGUAGAGUGUUAUGAUGGUCACUGCCAGAACAAUGGAACCUGUCACGUGACAAACGAUACCCUGACCUGUAACUGUAGUAUAGGGUGGCGGGGGGAUACGUGUGCGGAGGAGUAUGAUCCGUGUGAAUUCAAUCCUUGCCAGAGAAAUGGAACUUGUAUUCCCAAAGAAAAAGAAGGAUAUUUAUGUUUAUGCCCAAUAGAUUCACAGGGAUUACACUGCGAAAACAUCAGUGUUUGUUUAACUCAGGAAAAUGUUUGUUUGAAUGGUGGGAAAUGUGUACAGGAGAAUUACAAAGAGGAUUGGUAUUUCUGUGAUUGUCCAGUGCAUUACAUAGGAAAACAUUGUGAAACGUUAGUUAAGAAUAUUACAAAUGUCGAUAAUAAGACUGAUAGCGCAAAUGUUACAGAAACAGGAAGGACAACUACUGUGUCUACAAACACUGUUACCGAAGCUCCUAAAGCUGUCGUGGUUUUACGAGGGAAGGUUGACAGCAGGAAUGAAGAAGAAGUGAGAAAAGCGCUGAUAAAAAUCAUCCAUGAUUUUACAAAUAUCAAAGGGGAGCUAAAUCUGGAGCUAGAAAAGGAUGUGUUCAAAACAGAGGAAGGUGAGAUCCUAACUGAGAUAGGUGUUCGAGGAACUUCGAACGGGAAGCCGUUUAAUGUGGGGGAAGUGCAGCGCGUGCUGUCGGACUCCCACGCCUCUAUGGUGGACAGUUACCUCCCAAUUCCACGUAACCUCCCCGACAGCCAUACUCAUACACCCCUCUCAAACGCCUCCCAAAAACAAAUCCAGCAUGAUGGUUGGAUCCACCACUACUGGUUUGUUGUUCUACUAGUUGUUUUAGCUAUCGUAGCACUUGUGAUGUUUGUCAUUGGAUUCAUUAUCAUCAGAAAGAAAAAAUCUUUGGAGGAAAUGGAUAAUAAAGCGAACGUGGCUAGAAGCAGCACUAAUGUGACGGAUUCUAACAAUUCUAAUGCUCAGUCGUUUGAAAAUUCACUUUAUUUUGAAAUGAAUAACCAAAAGCAAGGAAGCGGAAGAGUCAAUUUUAAAGCCAUGCCGUGACGUCACUGUGGAACGUCAACAAAUGUCUCAUUACAAUGCGGCCAGCGCCAUUUUGUUUUAAAUGCUUGUAAUCCAAAUGCUUUCUAGGGGUGUGCCAAAGUGAGGACUCGAUUGUAUGCUUUGUAGACUUUUCAAAAGAAAAUUAUCACAUUUCGUCAAUGUCAAGGCCGAUUGUUUUGAAUAAUGCUGUGUUUGUAUGAAUGAAGGCUAUACUGAGGAAAGGGGAGGUAAAACCUCGCUUUGAAUGAGAAUAAUGAGGGUAGAAUGUGAACCAUUUAAAUGUUAUUGUGAUGCAAUUUUGGCGUCAUUUGAUUCUAUUGUGUUUACAUUACCAAAUUAAGGUAAUGUUAUUCAACACAAGACUGUGCCAUGAAUGAAAAGAAUAUGUGCUGUAGUUGUUCAUACUGAUUUAUGUACUAGAAAUUUACGACGACUUAGCGUAAAAAAUUCAUAUUAUUUGUACAAUCUCUUCUUUAAUAUACCAUUUAUACUUCCUGUUGAAGUAAUACUUGAUGCCGUUAAAUAUUUUAUACUCACUGACAAUAAAAUUAUAAAUGAUAACUCCA